Molecule: messenger RNA, 8451 nt
Organism: Caenorhabditis elegans
Lineage: Eukaryota; Metazoa; Nematoda; Chromadorea; Rhabditida; Rhabditidae
Gene: fasn-1
Product: Fatty acid synthase
Exons: 11
Coding region: 19-7860 (2613 amino acids)
Biological process (GO): fatty acid biosynthetic process; monocarboxylic acid metabolic process
Molecular function (GO): [acyl-carrier-protein] S-acetyltransferase activity; phosphopantetheine binding; fatty acyl-[ACP] hydrolase activity
Source: RefSeq, marked reviewed
UUUUUCAGCUAUCGAACGAUGGAUAAUACUGGAGAAGGAUCGUCCGAUUCGAGUGGAACUUGGGAGCGAAUUUCGGACAAUUCUCAGUCUUCGGACAACAUGGAUCCAACACAAUGGUGGCAGAAGCAGGACGAUAUCGUAAUCUCAGGAGUCUCGGGCCGAUUUCCAAGAUGCGAUAACGUCAAAAUGUUCGGAGACAUGCUUCUUGCUGGUGAAGACCUGGUAACGGAAGACUCUCUCAGAUGGACACCAGGAUUUUGCGAUCUGCCAAAAAGACAUGGAAAACUGAAAGUGUUGAACAAAUUCGACGCGGGCUUUUUUCAAGUUACUCCAAAACAGGCAAAUUUCAUGGAUCCACAAGUUCGACUACUUCUUGAAGCUUCAUGGGAGGCAAUGGUUGAUGCGGGCAUAAAUCCCACUGACCUCCGUGGAUCCAAAACAGGAGUUUUUGUUGGAUGUUCAGCUUCAGAAACCUCUGGAAUGCUCACACAAGACCCAGAUACUGUAACGGGCUACACGUUGACGGGUUGUGUGCGUUCUAUGUUCUCUAACCGUAUUUCUUACACAUUCGAUUUGCAAGGACCAUCUUUCUCGGUGGACACCGCUUGCUCAUCUUCACUUUUGGCACUUCAACUUGCCGUCGACUCUAUUAGACAGGGUCAAUGCGACGCCGCUAUUGUCGCAGGAGCUCAUCUCACAUUGACUCCAACUGCAGCUCUCCAAUUCUUGAGAUUGGGCAUGCUCACAGAUAAGGGAAGCUGCCGUUCAUUCGACGAAUCUGGUGAUGGAUAUUGUCGUACUGAAGGAGUUGCAGCCAUCUUCAUUCAACGCAAGAAGAAGGCUCAAAGACUCUAUGCAACUGUUGUUCACGCCAAGUCUAACACUGAUGGGCACAAGGAGCAUGGAAUCACUUUCCCAUCAGGAGAAAGACAAGCUCAAUUGCUUCAAGAAGUUUAUUCUGAGGCUGGAAUCGAUCCAAACUCAGUCUACUACGUUGAGGCUCACGGAACUGGAACUAAGGUCGGAGAUCCACAGGAAGCCAACGCAAUCUGUGAAGUUUUCUGCUCCAAGCGUACUGAUUCUCUUUUAAUCGGUUCAGUCAAAUCUAACAUGGGACAUGCUGAGCCAGCAUCUGGAGUUUGCUCUUUGACCAAGAUUCUUCUCUCCAUUGAACGUCAAUUGAUUCCACCAAAUUUGCAUUACAAUACUCCAAAUCAGUACAUUCCGGGACUUACCGACGGGCGCUUGAAGGUUGUCACGGAGCCAACUGCACUUCCAGGAGGACUUAUUGGAAUCAACUCUUUCGGAUUCGGAGGAUCUAACACUCACGUCAUCUUGAAGGCUGCUGAUCAUAUAGCUCCACCAAUCACCCCACAUCCAUUCACCAAACUUGUCACUUACUGUGGAAGAACUCAAGAAGCUGUUGAAAACAUUUUCACCGAAAUUGAGAGUAACAAGGAUGAUCUCUACCUUCAAGCUUUGUUGGCCAAUCAGGCUAACAUGCCAGCCAACCUUCUUCCAUUCCGUGGAUACAUGCUUUUGGAUAGAGAAAAUAAUGUUGAGACCUUGAAGAGCAUCACCAAGGUCCCAAUUACUGAAGCUCGUCCGAUCUAUUUCAUUUACUCUGGAAUGGGAUCCCAAUGGCCUGGAAUGGCGAUCAAGCUCAUGAAGAUUCCAAUGUUCGAUGAUUCUCUUCGUGCUUCCAGCAAGACCCUUGAAGAAUUUGGACUUGAUGUUUACGGAAUGCUCUGCAAUCCAGAUCCAGAACAAUACUCCAACAACACUAUGAACUGCAUGCUCGCCAUCACUGCUAUCCAAAUCGCUUUGACUGAUGUUCUCACUGCUCUCGGAGUUUCACCAGAUGGAAUAAUUGGUCAUUCAACUGGAGAAAUGGGAUGUGGAUAUGCUGACGGAGGAAUUACUCGUGAGCAAACAAUGAGACUUGCUUAUCAUCGUGGAACCACCAUCAUGAAGCACACUGAAAUUAAGGGUGCUAUGGCUGCUGUUGGUUUGACUUGGGAGCAGGUUAAGGAACAAGCUCCACCUGGAGUUGUUGCCGCUUGCCACAACGGAGCUGACUCGGUUACCAUUUCUGGAGAUGCUGAAGGUGUAGCUACAUUCUGUGCUCAACUCAAGGAGAAGGAUAUCUUUGCGAAGGUUGUUGAUACAUCUGGAAUUCCAUUCCACUCCCCAGCAAUGCUAGCUGUUCAAGACGAGAUGAUUGAGUGCAUGAGAACUGCUGUUCCAGAACCAAAACCAAGAUCUUCAAAGUGGAUUUCUACAUCCAUCCCAGAAGAUGACUGGGAGUCUGACUUGGCUGCAACUUGCUCUGCUGAAUACCAUGUCCACAAUGCUUGCUCUCCAGUGUUGUUCUACGAAGCUAUUCAAAAGAUUCCAGCAAACGCUGUCACCAUUGAAAUGGCUCCACAUUCAUUGAUGCAAGCCAUUCUUCGUCGUUCACUUCAAAAGACUGUCACCAACGUUGGUCUUAUGAACAGGCCAAAGUCUGAGAAUGAUGAUGAACUCGAGAGCUUCUUGGGAUCUCUUGGAAAGAUCUACCAAGCGGGAGUAAACAUUCAAAUCACUGAACUCUACCCAGGAGGUCAAUACAAGGGAGUUGUUCCAAAGGGAACUCCAAUGAUUGGUCCAAUGUGGAAAUGGGACCACACUCAAGACUGGCUUACCAUUGAUGGGCGUCAAGUUCUUGCUGGAGGAAGUGGAUCUGUUGCAUCAUCUGCUACCUACAACAUUGAUCCAUUUGCAACUGAUUCCAAGGAAACCUAUCUUCUUGAUCACGUCAUUGAUGGCCGUGUACUCUACCCAUUCACUGGACAUAUGGUACUUGCUUGGAGAACUCUUUGCAAACUCAAGGGAUUGGAUUACACUAAGACUCCAGUCGUCUUUGAGAACAUCAAUGUCUUCUCUGCCACCAUCCUUACCAAGCCAAUCAAAUUGGAUGUUGUCUUGUCCCCAGGAAAUGGAUACUUUGAGAUUAUCUCUGAUGAUCAAGUUGCUGCUUCUGGAAGAAUCUACAUUCCAGAAGACAACCAACCAUUCUACUACGGAAAAUUGGAAGAUAUUCGUACAUCUGAAAUUGCUGAUCGUAUUGAACUGGACACUGAGGAUGCCUACAAGGAGUUCCUUCUUAGAGGAUAUGAAUAUGGACAGGCUUUCCGUGGAAUUUACAAGACAUGCAACUCUGGAGAACGCGGAUUCUUGUACUGGACCGGAAACUGGGUCACUUUCUUGGACUCCCUUCUUCAAACUGCUCUUCUUGCCGAGCGAUCUGACACUCUUCGUCUUCCAACUCGCGUUCGUCAUCUUCGUAUUGAUCCAAACAAGCAUCUUGAGCAUGUUGUCGAAAAAGACGGAAUCCAAGUUAUUGAAUUGAGAAACGAUCAUUCUACCAAUGGAUGUAUUGCUGGAGGAGUUGAAUGCUGCGAUUUGAACGCUCAUUCAGUCGCCAGAAGAAUUCAAGUUUCUGGACAACUCUACCAUGAGAAGAUCUUUUUCGUUCCUCACUUUGACCAUAACUGUCUCAGUGGACAUAAGAAAACUUCUACAAUUCUCAAGGACUACUCUGCUGUUAUCAAGCAACAACUCUACACUGGAUUCUCCAAAUGGCAAUCCGCUGGACUCCUGAAGAAGUUGAAGAACGGAGCUCAAAUUGUAAAAGCUCUUGCUGUUCUCAAGGCUUCUCAAUCUGAUGUUGUUCUUGAUGAUACUGUCACAAGAUUCACUCAUGAUGGAAAGUGCACUGUGCUCCAUCACAUCGCUGAUAUGUUUAAGAUUGAAGAUUGCGAGGACUUUGAAGAUCGUGUUGCUGCUAAGCUGAAAAGUGUUCGCGGUAUCUUCGAACUGGAUAGGCUCUGGGCUGGAGCUGUUCUCAAUGAUCGCAUUGUCAAGAGUCUUCAAGAUAUUUGUAUUGAAAACUCUGCUGGGCAUCAUGCAACAAUGGCAGCGGUUGAUUUGGUCUCUACUGAUCAAAUUCGUCAUUGCAUUGAAGCCAACUCAUCUCAUCCACUUCUUGAAACCGAUUAUACUUGCAUCGGAGCCAAUGUUGAUCAUUUGGACGAAAGUACGCUCGAGAUUAUUGGAGGAAAGAAGCAAAAGAUCGACUUGGAGAAUAAUUUCACUGGACAUGGAGAAGUCAAGAAUUUGGAUUAUGUUCUUUUGGACAAAGUUAUCAGCAAGAAGGCUGAUCCAAUUGCCUUUAUUGAAGCUUGCAAGCAUUUGAUCCGCGAGACUGGAUUCUUGUUGGUUGUUGAAGUUACCUCUCAAUACGAAAUUGCUCUUGCCAUUGAAGGACUUCUUGGAAAUGAAAUGGUUGGAGAUGCUUCUCGUAAGUACAAUCAAUUCUUUACUCACGAACAACUUCUCGAUAUGUUCAAAUCCACUGGAUUCCUUAUUUGCAACUUCCAAUCGGACCCAGCCCUUAUGACCACUACAUAUGCCGUUCGUCGUGUUUCACCAAUCCCACGUGAUCCAGUCUUUAUUGACGUUGAUGAUGUCAAGGAGUUCAACUGGAUUGAGCCUCUUCAAAAGGUCUCUGAGGAAAGACUCAACGAACCAGAUUCCAAGACCAUCUGGCUAGUGAGUAACAAAUGCCGAAAUAAUGGAAUAGUUGGACUUGGGCUUUGCUUCGUCGAGGAGAAUUUGAAGAUUAACAGAUUCCGUUCUGCUUUUGAUAUGUCUGCCAACAAGGAAAUUCGUGAUGGACCGCCAGUCUGGAAUAUUGGUGAUGAGGAGACCAAGAAGAUCGUUGAGCUUGAUCUUCACGCCAAUGACUACAUGGAUGGACAAUGGGGAUCAAUGCGUCAUAUCGUUGUUAAGGAUGAAGAUGUUCAUGUCUACAAAGAUUGUGAGCACGCUUUCAUCAACACUCUUACACGUGGAGAUGUUUCAUCUCUUACCUGGUUCGAGUCUCCAAAUCAAUAUUUUGAUUCCAUGGUUAAGAGCAAGGCUACUCAAGAACUGUGCUCUGUAUAUUAUGCUCCAAUCAACUUCCGUGAUAUUAUGCUUGCUUACGGACGUCUUCCACCAGAUGCUAUUCCAGGAAACUUUGCUGAUCGUGAAUGUCUUCUCGGAAUGGAGUUCUCUGGACGUCUCAAGGAUGGUACCCGUUUAAUGGGAAUUCUUCCAGCUCAAGCUCUUGCCACCACUGUCAUGGUUGAUAGAGACUACGCUUGGGAAGUUCCAAGGGAUUGGACUCUUGCUGAAGCUUCAACUGUCCCAGUUGUCUACACCACCGCUUAUUAUGCUUUGGUUAGAAGAGGAUUAAUGAAGAAGGGAGACAAGAUUCUCAUCCACGGAGGAGCUGGAGGAGUCGGACAAGCUGCCAUUGCCAUCGCUCUUGCUGCUGGAUGUGAAGUCUUCACCACUGUCGGAUCAGCUGAGAAACGUGAAUUCUUGAAGAACUUGUUCCCACAACUUCAAGAGCAUCACUUCGCUAACUCUCGUUCCGCUGACUUCGAACUUCAUAUCCGUCAACACACCAAAGGACGUGGAGUCAACAUUGUUCUCAACUCACUUGCCAACGAGAUGCUUCAAGCUUCUCUCAGAUGUUUGGCUCGUCACGGACGUUUCCUUGAAAUAGGAAAGGUCGACUUGUCUCAAAACUCAUCCCUUGGAAUGGCUAAGCUUUUGGAUAACGUUUCCGUUCACGGAAUCCUUCUUGAUUCUAUCAUGGACCCAACCGUUGGAGAUUUGGAUGAAUGGAAAGAGAUUGCCAGACUUUUGGAACAAGGAAUCAAGAGCGGAGUUGUCAAGCCACUUCACUCGCAUUCCUUCCCAGCUGACAAGGCUGAGGAAGCAUUCCGUUUCAUGUCUGCUGGAAAACACAUUGGAAAGGUCAUCAUGGAGAUCCGUCCAGAUGAAGGAACCAAGGUAUGCCCACCAUCCAAGAUCUCAGUUCGUGCCAUCUGUCGUACUCUCUGCCAUCCACAACACACGUACUUGAUCACCGGAGGACUCGGAGGAUUCGGUCUUGAAUUAGCUCAAUGGCUCAUCAACCGUGGAGCACGCAAACUUGUUCUUACCUCGAGAACUGGAAUUCGUACUGGAUACCAAGCAAGAUGUGUUCAUUUCUGGAGAAGAACUGGAGUUUCCGUUCUUGUAUCCACUUUGAACAUUGCUAAGAAAUCGGACGCUGUAGAACUCAUCAACCAAUGUACCGCCAUGGGACCGAUUGGAGGAAUAUUCCAUUUGGCUAUGGUUCUUCGUGAUUGUCUGUUCGAGAACCAAAACGUGCAGAACUUCAAGGAUGCCGCCGAGGCCAAGUACUAUGGAACCAUUAAUUUGGAUUAUGCUUCUCGUGAACAUUGUGACAAGAACAUCUUGAAAUGGUUCGUCGUCUUCUCGUCUAUUACUUCUGGACGUGGAAAUGCUGGACAAACGAACUACGGAUGGUCCAACUCUUGUAUGGAGAGAAUGAUUGAUCAACGUCGUGCCGAUGGAUUCCCAGGAAUUGCAAUUCAAUGGGGAGCUAUUGGAGAUGUCGGUGUCAUUCUUGAGAACAUGGGAGAUAACAACACCGUUGUUGGUGGAACUCUUCCACAAAGAAUGCCAUCUUGCUUGUCUUCUCUUGACAACUUCUUGUCUUGGAAUCAUCCUAUUGUUUCCUCCUUCAUCAAGGCUGAGCUCGGAUCAAAGAAGAAUGUUGGAGGUGGAGACUUGAUGGCAACUAUUGCUCAUAUUCUUGGAGUCAAUGACAUUUCUCAAUUGAAUGCUGAUGCCAAUCUUAGUGAUUUGGGACUUGAUUCCUUGAUGGGAGUCGAAAUCAAGCAAGCUCUUGAGAGAGAUCACGAUAUUGUUCUUUCCAUGAAAGAAAUCCGUACUCUGACCCUCAACAAGCUUCAACAACUUGCUGAUCAAGGUGGAACUGGUAGAACUGCUCUUCAAGUCAACGAAUUGGAGAUGAAGAAGGAUGGAGAACGUGAUGCCGAGUUGAAUACUGCUGAGAUGCUUGAGCAGCAAAUGAACCAGUUGUUUAAGAUGAGAGUUGAUGUCAAUGAUUUGGACCCACAGGAUAUCAUCGUUAAGGCUAACAAGGUUGAAGAAGGACCAAUCACUUUCUUCGUUCACUCGAUUGAGGGAAUUGCAACUCCACUCAAGAAGGUUAUGAACAAAUGUGAAUUCCCAGCUUACUGCUUCCAAUCAACCAAGAACGUCCCUCAAACUUCCAUCGAGGAUGUUGCCAAGUGCUACAUUCGUGAAAUGAAGAAGAUUCAACCAUCUGGACCAUAUCGUCUUGUUGGAUAUUCUUACGGAGCUUGCAUUGGAUUUGAAAUGGCCAAUAUGCUUCAAGAGUCCGACGGAAGAGAUGCUGUUGAACGAUUGAUUCUUCUCGAUGGAUCCCAUCUCUACAUGCAAACUUACAGAAACGUAUACCGUAUGGCCUUUGGAGUAACGGGAGAUUCCCUGGUCAACAAUCCACUCUUCGAAUCUGAGAUCAUGUGUGCCAUGACUCUUCGUUUCGCCAAUGUGGAUUACAAGAAGUUCCGAUUUGAACUCCUUCAACAACCAGGAUUCAAGGCCCGUGUGCAAAAGGUGGUGGAUCAAGUCAUGCUAACUGGUCUCUUCAAGUCACCAGAGACCGUUGCAUUUGCCUGUGAGGCAAUGCAUUCCAAGUUCCUCAUGGCUGACAAGUACAAGCCAAGAAGAAACUUCGGUGGACACAUCACACUGAUCAGAGCUGAGCAAGGAGCUGCUCGUGAGGAGGACGUUGGAGAAGAUUAUGGAGUUGCGGCCGUGUCAGAAGAUUGCGAGGUGCUCAAAGUUAAAGGAGAUCACGAUACCUUCGUGCAAGGAAAGUCAUCUUCAGUAACAGUUGAACACAUCAACAGGAUUAUUCUUCAAUAAAUCAACAAUCACAUAUCCAUAAUCUCAUCCAAUCUCUCCCCUCAAUGUUUUAAUAUUUUGGCUUUAUAUUUUGACUUUCAAACUGUUUAUUUCUUUUUUCGGUUGCUUCUUUUUCUCAAACCUUUUGAUUUUCAAACGUGUCACCCAAUAUUGCUCUUUGCUCAAGACUCAUGAGUGUGUGUAUUAGUUUUCAAUGGAUUAGUUAGUUUUCUAAUGUUUUCUAGGACUGCCCACCCUUGAUUUCAAUUGAAUUCUAAUCAUUUUCCAUAUGUUUAGUACCAUGCUUUCUUCUCUCUUUGCUCGAUCUGUCUGUACUUGACCCCCUUUCCCCCCUCUUCACAGGUCUCUCUCUCUCCCCCAGUGCCAUGCCGUUACGGUUACGUAGGUUACUGAUUCUUUCCCAUUCCUUCUUCUCGAAACGUUUCUUUUUGUUUUAAAUUUUCUUUUAUAACUCAAUUUUCACGCGGAACCAAUUGUUUUUAAUGUGUUUCAUUUUGUAACUUUUCAUUUUUUUUUUUCUUGUUUUGUUCUCAAUGUUUUUGCUUCUAGAUUUCUCUAUUGAGCUGAAUAAAUUCUUUUGAAAAAUAACAC